AUGAUUCUUGUUGAUUUUGACGAAACCAUCACGACCACAGAAACAACUCCAUUACUUGGCCAAUUCGGGCUGGACUAUCACGGCAGUUCACUCCCAUGGCACUAUUUUAUCGAUACAUACAUGGAAGACUAUAAUCGGAUUAAAGAACAAUUUCCAACAAACACAACAGCACCGGAAGAACGGAUCAAGGCUUUUCGAGCAGCUGAAGAAGCAUCCUUGGCAAGAAUCCACACCCGCAAAGUUUUCCAAGGCCUUACACGACAACAAAUAUUUGACCAUGGACAGAAACUAUCAACAUCUUAUCUAAGACCUGAUGCAUUGGACACAUUGGUUUCGAUCAAAAAUAACAAUGGCAAUGAUUGUUUACGGAUCGUUUCUGUCAACUGGUCCAAGGACUGGAUCCGUGGCUUUCUGGAACCUUAUUUAGAAUUGUCAUAUGAUCAAAUCUGUUCCAAUGAUCUUGUGUAUGAUGACCAAGGCAAGGCAACAGGUGAAAUCCAACAAGAGGUGCUGACAUCGUAUGAUAAAAGGCGGGUGGUACAACGUAUCAAGCACGAAAUUCCUCAAGAUAUGCCUAUUGUUUACAUUGGUGAUUCGCCAGGCGAUGUUCUUCCAUUGGUGGACGCAAACACUGGUAUUGUCAUUGGAGAUAAUCAGCGACUGUUGAAAGCAAUCAAGGACGAUUUCCAUCGCACUGUGGUAGAGUCGAUCCCAUCAUCCUCACGUACUCCUGGUCAACCACCCAUAUAUCGCGUCGAUACUUGGAACCAAAUCCGUUCAAGCGAUGUUUUUUGA
Molecule: messenger RNA, 795 nt
Organism: Zychaea mexicana
Lineage: Eukaryota; Fungi; Mucoromycota; Mucoromycetes; Mucorales; Lichtheimiaceae
Product: HAD-like domain-containing protein
Exons: 2
Coding region: 1-795 (264 amino acids)
Source: RefSeq, a predicted model, not a curated record